UUCAUUAUGUGAACUGAAUAUUUUAUGCCAAUAUUUCGUUAUAUGAUUUGAUGUUUUAUACGAAUAGUCAACUAUUCCAUUUAUACACGAGCUAUAUGGGAUUUAAAAUUCGAAUAGGGGUAAGUAUUUACAAUACUUAAUUGUCGAGAACCAAUUCUGUAAUGUCCGUAUGGUAGUGUAUUGAUUCCAUCUGAUCUAUAUCUCUUGUCAUCUAAACUGUUUAGAGUGACUUUGUUUUGGCCGAUUGAUGCGAUGCAUGUUGGCGUGCAUUAUAGUUUAUUUUAACAUGCAAUCUUUGUAGGGUUGAUGAUGUAGGUCGUGUUCGAUAACGGCACGCGCCACACCUUUAGAAGUCCGUUUCUUUUCAUCUCCGUAAAUGUAGGAAUAUAUUCUAGCUCUCAGUACCACAAUUCCCACCAGUUUCGUCUUUUAUUUUCUUCGUCACAUUCUUGGUUUUUGCACUGUGUGAUAAAUUGUCUAUUGAGUUGUUACAAGUGUGAAAAAAGUCCGAGUUCUAAACCAUUUAACGUAGAUGUCAGUUUGGGUCAAGUAGGUCAGGAAGUCUUUAUCCGUGAAUAAAAGUUUCGUGUUCUGUUCGAAGUUCUUUUCCAUGUAGCUGUAAUGAGAGUCGCACAUGUCUAUUUUAAAUUCAAGACAGCGAAUCCUUCGUAAACGUGACAGUUUAGCACUUAAUUAAAAUUCUGCCAUUGUAUUCCCACUAGGUCCUCAUUGAAUAGUUUGCAGUGUUGAAAGGUACUACCAUGUGUGAUAGUAAUAUAGUAAUCUUCGUUUAACUCGUGGUCGUUGACAUCAUUUGUCGUCAUGAAUGCCAGCGCGAGCAGGAAUUAGAUAGCGAAGAAAGGGAACCAACAGUGAAAACAAUCGCUCAACUAAAUCUCUAUUGUUACAAAACGAGGUAAUUGUGGUGAUGUGUUCGAAGAAGAGAUUUGUUAUUCUAUCUCCUGUAUAAGGUAUUAUAGUACACAGGUGUCGAGACCAGUGGGAGCUGUAUCACCAAGUCAGGAACUACCUAACGAUGGAGUUGGAUACAAAGAAAAAUAGCCGGUUCUUGCCGACCAUUGUAGUAGUGACGUCUCUCGUGCUGAUGACAAUGCUGCCUGCUUACAUAACGAAGAGUAAUGAGAUAGUUCCCAUCAAGGAGCCAUGUCCACGUGUUUACAUGACAAAUACUGACAAUACUUCAGUGGAAAACCUUCUCAGACAAUCCAUACAAACAUUUGGCACCAUUGAUAAAGGACAGAGGUACAUUGUGUAUGAUUGCAGUAAGGCUAAAGAAGGCGUCUGUGGUGGAUGGUCUGACAGAAUGUCCGGCAUUCUUUCCACCUUAGUAAUAUCCCUCCUGACUAAACGACGCUUUCUUAUCAAACAUGACAAGCCAUGUCUCAUUGAAGAUUAUCUUAUCCCUGCAGAUCGUUUCGAUUGGCGUUUCAAUAAAUCUAUACUUUUAAAUAAAACAUCUUCCUAUCAGGACCUAAGCGCACGGAAAUCUACAAAUCUUAGAAAGUAUUUGUCUGGAAGUUUAGAUAUCAACACUUACUUCGAACAUGAUGUCAACUUUGUUCGUAUGAAUUGGGAUUUUACAGAGGAAUUUAGAAAAAGGCGAAACAUCGAAGAUGAGAUUCCAUGGGUAACAAAACUGAAAUAUGCUGACAUGUAUAAACAACUGUUUAACUUCCUCUUCACACCAUCGCCUCUUUUUGCCAAGGCAUUGAACGAGGUGAAAAGUCAGCGGACGAGACCUAAGAUUGCGUGUGCCCAUUUACGUGUCGGGGGUAAUCCCACUAUGCCGGGAGAUGACCGCCGUAAGAGGCUUAGAGUGGAUUUAGUUUGGAAACAUUUCAAAAAAUUAAAUAAAAGGAUUUAUGAUAUUUUCAUAGCAACUGAUGCAGAACACGUGAAAAGGAUGGCUAAAAAACGGUAUCCAGCGAACAUUAUUGACACCCCCGGAAAAAUUACACACAUCGACCAACCGAACAGGAAUGAUCCUGGUGUUGGAUUUCUAAAACAACUUUUAGAUUUCUACACAUUGAUGAAUUGUGAUGUUCUCAUAACUUCUGAAAGUGGAUUUAGUAUAUUUGCAGCGUACCUUCGGGAUACGGACAGUGAUUUGUAUUGUCUACGAAGUGAGGGUAUUAUACCUUGUACCAGGUACACAAUCAAUGACAUUUUCCCAGGACAUUUCCUAGCACCUGAUUAAUAAAUGCUUGUCAGAGUAGAUAAGCUUAGG
Messenger RNA from Pecten maximus, 2248 nucleotides. RefSeq lists its product as uncharacterized. The transcript is spliced from 4 exons. The coding region runs from base 1037 to 2218 and encodes 393 amino acids. NCBI's taxonomy places the organism in Eukaryota, Metazoa, Mollusca, Bivalvia, Pectinida, Pectinidae. The record is from RefSeq and is a predicted model, not a curated record.